Molecule: messenger RNA, 306 nt
Organism: Amoebophrya sp. A25
Lineage: Eukaryota; Dinophyceae; Syndiniales; Amoebophryaceae
Source: the annotation of a GenBank genome assembly
CAGCAGGGGUACCGGGAGAGAGUGUUGGUUCCGUUGCUGCGGAAGGAGAAGGAGUUGCUACUACAUCAAUUGCAGAAACGAGAGUAGAAGAGGCGAAAGCUGCAGAGGUGGCACAGGAUGAGGCACGGGAAGAAGCGAAAGCAGAAACAAGAACGUCAGCAGAGCACUCCUCCGACACAGACCAACUACAACAGAGUCAACCACCAGAAAAUUCCUCAGAAAAAGGUGUAGAUAUUGAGGAAGCAGCAGAGACUGCCACAGCCCCUCCUGUUGUUUCUUCCAGUACAGUAGCAGAGAAUAAAGAAC